Molecule: messenger RNA, 1749 nt
Organism: Phyllotreta striolata
Lineage: Eukaryota; Metazoa; Arthropoda; Insecta; Coleoptera; Chrysomelidae
Source: the annotation of a GenBank genome assembly
AUGUUACCACCGAUGUUCGAAUGGGAUGAUGGGGACACAUGUCUUCGAAACGAGGGGAGAUUUUGCAAGGUUGAGGCUGUGCUGAAUAUGCCUAAUAACAAUUUGACCUUACUGAACAAGCUUCAAGAUAUUUUGCUAGACAAGACAAAGAUGGAUCGGAGUGUUUUACGCAGAGCGAUAUGUGUGCCGAAAGAUGUACAAGAUACGAAGAGUUAUCUAACUGCCAGGAUAAACGAAAAUUUGGAAAGUUUUAAUCUAACGGCUGAAAUUGACUACCAAUAUUGCACGGGCGAGAAUUUACCCAAUUUCUUUGAUUACGCCAUAUUAUAUGUACAGCUAUUUUAUAUAAUUUUCGUACUAUUCGCAACAGUGUACAGCAUCAAUAGAAAAUCUGAAAUUUCAAACUUCGGAAAAUUCGUAUGCUGCUUUUCUCUCUUAAGGAGUUGGAGAAAGCGAACGGUUAUUUCGAAAUCCGAGGAUCAUGUUAGAUUACUGAGCAUGCAGGGAAUUAGAACUCUCGUAAUGUUGUCUAUCAUUUCUACUCACAUCUGUCUUUUGUAUGGUAUGUCGUAUAUUCACAAUCCUGAGGAAUUCGAGACGCUAAUUACAAAUAUACGGUAUUUUUUAAGUGUAGCAUAUUUCUUGGUUUUGCCAUUUUUUCUUAUGUCGUCGUGGCUUUUAUCACUGCAAAUUUACAAAAUUCAGGAGAAAUGUGGCGAAUUUACAUUCAAACACGCUGGAAUAAUAAUCAUCAAUAGGUAUUUUAGGUUUUCAACGGCUUAUAUAAUAAUUGCCAUAAGCUCUGCGGUUUGGACCAGAUCUUUUUACAGGAAUUCAUUGCAAUUUGAUAUAUCCAUAGUAACACAAGAAAUGUGUAGGGAGGGUUGGUUGUAUAGUUUACUUCAUUUGAGCAAUUUUUCAUACUUAAUGGAUAUAUGCCAACCGGUUACUUGGUAUUUAUCAGUAGAUUUCCAACUAUAUGUACUUUACGUUUUUGUAAUGUAUAUCGUUUUCAAAUACAAAUUGCCAGAAUUCACGUCAUAUGGGGUAUUUUUAGGAGUAUGUUGGAUUUUGCACGCCAUUGUUUUGUAUUAUUAUGACGUUAAUUUGACAAUGGUGACGAAUUGUAGGAGUCUAGAUAUACGGCAUUUUCGACAUUCUUCCGUAUUUUUAAUAGCCUAUAGUUCAACAGUAUCAAAUAUGUCGGCUAGUUUUCUCGGCGUAAUAUUCGGUGCAAUAUACUUUAAAUAUAAAAAUAUCAGAAUCGUAAGAAUAACUCAGAUUUCAUUGUAUCUUUGGGUCAUAUUAUUUUUUGGAUUGCCGUUGUCAGCUGUUUUUAUAAACCUAAUAGAAUACAACAGACUUGAAUCUUCUUUUAUAGGAUCAUUGAUAAGACCUAUGUUUAACUUAGGAAUGGGAAUUGGAAUUUUAGGAAUGUCUUAUAAAUUAGGAGGUAAUAUUAGGAAAUUUCUUGAAAAUAAGUAUGCUGCCUUUUUAAGUAACAUUUCAUUUUGUACCUACAUUACCCACAUAGCAAUAGUAUUCAUUAUGAAUUUUAAGACUACAAAUUUCAAUUACAUACAUUAUAUUUUAGACACGAUUUUCUUAAUUCCGCCUUGCCUGCUCUUUGGAUUAGUGAUGACACUGCUCGUGGAAGAACCAUUGUUAACUCUUCAGAAAAAGUUUCUUCCCCAAAUAGAUAUCAGGAGUAAAAACAAAUUAGAAGAAAGCAAUAAGAAAGGAAAUUAA